Suillus clintonianus is the source of this 1043-nucleotide messenger RNA. RefSeq lists its product as uncharacterized. Bases 290 to 967 code for a protein of 225 amino acids. The transcript is spliced from 3 exons. The record is from RefSeq and is a predicted model, not a curated record. Lineage: Eukaryota; Fungi; Basidiomycota; Agaricomycetes; Boletales; Suillaceae.
GCGGCGCGCGGUUUACAUAAUUAUAAAUAUUAUUGUUGAACGUGACGUCCACGGCAGAUGCUUUGAUCCUUGCCCGGGCCAGUUCCACUACCAGUUUAGCAGGUGGAAUGGACGAAUAGGUGGUGAUAAUAACCUCCUUCCAGUUUCGAGUUGUGUUCCGGUAGCAGCCCACAGUCACCUUCAUAUUUCCUGGCCUACCCUGAGACAACAAGACCCUAUAAAGGGAGUUAAUCAAAUCUGGCAUCCUCACCGACUCGCCUGCUUGUCAUACUACCAUUCAAGUUUACCCAUGCCUCCCCACGAUCUCCCGCCCCCACCGCCUUGGGUGAUACCCAACUUCGUGUUGAGGGUGGAGGACUUGUCUCAUCCUGGGGCAUCGAUCUUCUUUGAUUGCGUCAACCCCAAGGAGGCACUGAAACUCGCAGUAGAAGCAUCUUAUACCUGGCUGUAUACACCACUCACGGCCCCAACGCACGUCAAGACCAUUACGCUCGUUCUCAGGCCGUUCGAUGGCGUAGCGUAUACUUCAGGCACGCAAGAGAUGAAAGAGAUCAAUUUCUCCCUCGAUUGGAUCAAAACAUCAGAGGCCCGCGCACGAGAUGAAAUAUUAGGCGUGCUGGUUCACGAGGUCGUGCAUUGCUGUCAGUACAAUGCAAAAGACACAUGUCCAGGGGGUCUUAUUGAGGGAAUGGCAGAUUUCGUGAGGCUGCACGCUGGUUUUGUCCCGCCACACUGGAAACCUAGAGUUGUGGAGAAGUGGGACGCAGGGUACGAUGCUACGGCGUACUUCCUCGACUGGAUCGAGAAGCGCUGUGGCGAGGGGACUAUCCGAAAACUUAAUGGAUCCAUGAAGGACUCGAAAUACAGAGUCGAGCUCUUUGAGGACGUGACCGGAGAGAGUGUGAGUUCCUUGUACGCACUGUAUUGCGAACAUCUGGAACAGAAGGGUAAGAUACCUCAUGCAUGAUGCAUGAACCUUGAUACCCGUAGCGACCAAUGCAAUAUUACUUCCGUAGAAGCUACAGGGAAACGGAUUAAAGCGC